Molecule: messenger RNA, 5402 nt
Organism: Triplophysa rosa
Lineage: Eukaryota; Metazoa; Chordata; Actinopteri; Cypriniformes; Nemacheilidae
Product: complement C3-like
Exons: 33
Coding region: 1-4212 (1403 amino acids)
Cellular component (GO): extracellular region
Molecular function (GO): endopeptidase inhibitor activity
Source: RefSeq, a predicted model, not a curated record
AUGAAUGUGGAUCUGCUGUGGUCGACUGUUGUUCUUCUCUCUUCACCUCUCCUCACAUUAUGUGACCCGCUAUAUGUCGUAUCAGCUCCUAAUUUGCUGAGGGUUGGUUCCUUCGAGAACGUGUUUGUGGAGGCUCAGGAUUACUCUGGAGAAGAUCUGAACGUGAAGAUCAUGGUGAAAAACUUCCCGCGGAAAAAUGUAGAGUUAGUGUCCAAAUCCGUGACGCUGAGAAAAGAAAACAAUUUUCAGCUGCUCGCUGAUAUACAGAUUUCAGACAACAGGGACUUUUUCUCUGACGAUCCUCUGGAGAAGCAGUAUGUGUAUCUACAAGCUCAGUUUCCUUCCAGACUUCUGGAGAAAGUCGUCAUGGUGUCAUUCCAGUCGGGAUAUAUUUUUGUGCAAACAGACAAAGCCAUAUACACGCCUGCUAGUACAGUUCAGUACAGAAUCUUAUCUGUGACUCCUGGUCUUCAACCUCUGGAACAUUCUGGAAUUUCAUUGGAUAUUGUGAAUCCUCAGGGCAUCACAACUAUGGGAGAGGUGGUUUUUCCAGAUAAGGGGAUAAAGUCAAGCAAAUACGCCAUACCUGCACUCGCCAGUCCUGGCAUCUGGAAGGUGGUUACAAAGUUCAAGAACACUCCACAGAAGAACUUCACAGCUGACUUUGAAGUUAAAGAAUAUGUGCUUCCCACUUUUGAAGUCACAUUAUCGCUCAGCCACUCGUACUUUUCUGUCAAUGAUGAGAGUCUUACAGUCGACAUCCUGGCCAAGUACCUGUUUGGAAACAACGUGAACGGCAAUGCGUUGGUGGUGUUUGGCGUGAUGGACGAUGAGAGAAAAACAAGUAUACCUUCCUCACUGCAAAGAAUCUCGAUUUUAGAUGGAGAGGGUCAAGCCAAGCUCACAAAGACGAUGAUCCUUCAGACUUUCCCAGAUAUCUACCCACUGGUUGGACAGUCGAUUUACAUCUCAGUCAGUGUUUUUACAGACAGUGGCAGUGAAAUGGUGGAAGCACUCAGGAGAGGGAUUCAGAUUGUGACGUCACCGUACACCAUCCGGUUCAAGGGAACACCCCAAUAUUUCAAACCAGGAAUGCCAUUUGAUGUCUCGGUUUACGUAACGGAUCCUGACCAAAUGCCUGUUAAAAAUGUGGAUGUGGAGAUCAAUACUGGAGAGGUCAGAGGUCGAACAAAGGGCAACGGCAUCGCAAAGUUUACCGUGAACUCUCAAGAGGGAACGUCCACGCUAGAGAUCACGGCACAAACCAAUGAUCCGCAUUUAACAGAUAAUGAGCAGGCAGUGAUGAAGAUUACAGCAAAGGCUUACUUGACUAAAGACGCCUCCAAAAACUACCUGCAUGUCGGCAUUAGUGCUGCGGAGCUUCAGAUCGGAGAUCAGAUUAAAGUCAAUCUGAACACAGGGAGAAGUCCUGGAGCCACAGAUCUAGAUUACACCUAUUUGAUCAUCAGUAAGGGGCAGAUCAUAAAGGUGGACAGGUUUAAGAGAAGAGGACAGUCUUUAGUAACUCUCUCUCUACCUGUGACCAAAGACAUGGUGCCGUCUUUCCGCUUCGUGGCGUAUUAUCACGUGGGAUCAGAUGAGGUGGUGUCUGACUCCGUCUGGGUUGAUGUGAAGGACACGUGUAUGGGAACGGUAAGAUUGAAACACAUCCCAUGUCUGUCCCACUCCCAUCUUUUUCGUAUAUUCUUCAUAAAUCGGCAUGUUCCCGGUGGUGUGUUCAGCUUGCAGAUAACUGGAGAUCCAGGAGCUAAAGUUGGGCUGGUGGCGGUGGACAAGGCUGUGCAUGUCCUCAACAAGAACAGAUUCACACAGUCGAAGAUCUGGGACGUGAUCGAGAAACAUGACACAGGUUGUACAGCGGGCAGUGGAAGAGACAGUAUGGGGGUUUUCUAUGACGCUGGUUUGAUGUUUGAGUCCAGCACCGCUGGAGGAACCAACACCAGAACAAUGCAGGGUUGUCCCACACCUUCGAAGAGAAGACGUAGAUCAAAUAAUCUUCUGCAAGUUACCACUACACUGGCUGGUAAAUACUCCGGCGAUGUGAAGAAGUGCUGUGUCGAUGGAAUGAGAGACAAUAAACUCGGCUACACCUGUGAACGACGAGCCAUGUACAUCGAAGACGGACAGGAAUGUGUCCAGGCCUUCUUACACUGCUGCAAUGAUGUGCUAUCUCAGAGCAAUGAAGCUGGAGAACAGGAGAUGCUUCUGGCUCGAAGUGAGGACGACGACUAUUAUGAAAGUUUUGAUGAAAUCACAUCCCGUACGCAGUUUCCAGACAGCUGGCUCUGGGGUGAGGAGGUUCUGCCUCCCUGCCCCACGAAUGUCAAGUUAUGUCAAACAACAUCACUUGUCAAAAACAAACUUUACCUGAAAGAAUCCAUCACUACCUGGCAAAUCUUCGCUGUCAGCCUGUCGAAAACCCACGGUAUAUGUGUGGCGGAUCCUCUCGAGAUGAUCGUUUACAAGAAUUUUUUCAUCGAGCUGAAGAUCCCGUACUCGGCUGUGCGCAACGAGCAGCUGCAAAUCAGGGCCAUCAUUCACAACUACACCAAAAAAAAGCAGAAGGUGCGGGUGGAAUUCACAGAGACCGAGCACAUUUGCAGCUCGGCCAGCGGGAAGGGCGCGUACUUGACGGACGUUGAGGUUGAUACCAUGUCCUCCAGGAGCGUCCCGUAUGUGAUUAUUCCUCUGGAGCUGGGCAACCACUGGAUAGAGGCGAAGGCUGCGGCGUACGAUUCGGUCCAGAAUGACGGAGUGAGGAAGAUCCUGAAGGUGGUGUCUGAGGGUUUGCUGAGCAUGGUGCAAGAAAAAAAUGUCGAGCUCAAUCCUGCUAAGAUAGGUGCGAUACAUGUGUCCGUCAGGAGCCACAAGCCAAUCGCUCAGGUUCCAAACACACCGGCCAACACGUACAUCUCUGUAACAAGUAAGAAUUUCAGUGCUCUGGUUGAGCAGGCCAUCAGUGGAGAUGUCAUGGGUCAGUUUAUCGUCCAGCCCCGGGGUAAUGGAGAGGAGAUCAUGAUCCACAUGACUUUAUCUCUUAUUGCUGCUCAUUAUCUGGACAGCACCAAUCAUUGGGACGCUGUAGGCAUGGACCGCCGAAAUGAAGCCGUCGACCAUAUCAACACAGGUUAUCAACGUGUGCUGCGUUUCCGUAAAGCGGACGGGUCGUACGCCGCCCUGAUGAGCACGCCUAGCAGCACAUGGUUGACGGCAUAUGUGGCGAAAGUCUUUGUGAUGGCCAACGAUUUGAUCAUCGUAGAGGAGAAAGUGCUCUGCAGCUCCCUCAAGUGGUUAGUCAAAAAACAGCAGCCAGACGGCACGUUUAAAGAGGACGCUCAUGUAGUUCAUGAAGAGAUGAUUGGUGAUGUACGGGGUAAAGACGCAGACGCCUCUCUGACUGCGUUCGUCCUGAUCGCCAUGCAGGAGGGCAGUGAGAUUUGUGCUCGAUCUCUUCCCGUGAGUCCUGCACACAGCCCUGUGAUGUCACAGCCGUUUUACACCCGAGCGUCUCUCACAUUGUCCAUUCUGUAUCUGACGCUCAGAGUUCACAGUCUGACCAACCCUUACGCUGUUGCCAUGACCUCUUACGCUUUGGCUCAUGCUGACAAACUCAACAAAGACAUCUUGAUGAAAAUAUAUGUUUUUCUCAAAUAUUUAUCCUCAGCAGCUGGUACUUUUUGGCAAGUUCCCGGGCCGCACCGUCACUCUCUGGAGGCCACGGGCUAUGCCGUGCUCGCCCUGGUGAAGGCGAAGGAUUUCGUGACAGCAGGACAGGCCGUGCUCUGGCUGGCGAGACAAAGAGAUCGGUAUGGAGGUCCAGGCACCACACAGGCAACCAUCAUCGUUUUUCAAGCCGUCGCUGAAUAUCGCACGCAAGCGAAGAAGCAGGACUUUAAUCUGGAUGUUGAGGUUUCUGUGGAGGGAAGGAAAAUUAAUAACAGAUGGACGUUCACGCGGUCCAACAAUUACGUCACGCGUUCUGAGAAGGUGAAGCUUACGCAGAACUUCAACAUCACUGCACGAGGGACGGGAGCGGCCACACUCUCUGUAUAUACUCUGUACUACGCUUUGCCUGAAGAGAAGGACGGCGAUUGUGAAAUAUUUGAUCUCAGUGUGCAGAUGACAAAAGAGCGUCAGGCGUCUUAUCCAGGAGCCAUUGAAACGUAUCUGCUCACGAUCGAAACCAUGUAGGUGUACGAUCACAUCGAUCUUUCCAUGUACAGUAUUAGGCUGUGUUCACACUUGACUUCUUUUUUGACAAGAAAAUGUUGACAAUUGUGCUUUUUUAGUAAAGCAUAAAAGCUUGCAGCGUUGUGGUUACAAAUAGCAGCUGGCAAUGACUUCGGAGGCAGCGUUUGUGCACGAAGCUCAGAGAAACAGAUUCAGACAGGCUUCAUAGGCAGCGUUAUAAAUUAUAAACAGACAACGUCUUUGCAAUAACCAAUCACAUAUUUAAAACUACAAUACAAAUGUCUGGCUAUAAAUGCAAUCAAAAGUGAUUGAAAGUGAAAAUGAAACGUACAUUUAUACAAAACUAUGCUCCAACCGGCAUUUCGGCCGCCAUUUUAUUUUUUCGAGCUUGAUCCUGCUCGACCAAUCACCUUCCUCGCAUGUUGUUAUGGAAAUGACAGGUCUCGCCAGUCGGUUGUCAUUGGUUAGCUGUGAAAAAGGUGUUUUUGUUUUCAGAAAACUUUUUUCAACUUUAAAAGACGCUCUGGGCUACAGAAAAACACGCCAGCGCUGGCUUUUAAAAAAGCGAUCAGGACUUAUUUGAAGACACGAUUUACUCCAUAUGAUUAUAAUGUAAAACAGACGCUAGCAGCUUCAAAAAAGAAGUAAAAUCUGAAUAUAGCCUUAAUCUACAGUGCUAUGUGUGAUUGCCAGUGAGCACGCAAGCUAAACAAAACUAGCUUUAAAGUCCCAGUGAAAUAAAUAAAUACAAUUCUUUUUUUUUCAUGAAAUGUUACAGCGUUUGUUGUAAAUAGCUUAUCAAUGUAUGACAUUUUCUUUUUAAAAUUCAUGUACCCUCAUAAUCUUCAAUUAUAAUCUGAAAAUGCACUCUGUCCUGAAAUGACUAUCCACCUCAAAUGACGUAUGUUAGACGGCUUGGCCGGAGGGUCUGUUAACUCCUCCCCUUCAACCGUCAGUCUGCUGCCAGUUUCAUUUCAAAAUCAAUGCAACAGCUGUUUUUACACAUCCAAUCAAUUCGCAGUGAAAAGCAAGCCACGCCCACUAAUGUUCUCCUUUGAAAUUCCUUUUCACUCUGAAAUGUGUCAGAAUAUGGAAGUAAAAACGAUCGCAACUUCCGGUUCACGGGGACUUUAAGUGCAGUCGUUUUGAUUGAUGCUUCGAUGUUUUUGAUCUACGCCACAUUGUCAUCU